GAGGUCCAGAAGAAUGUUUAAUACACAAUAGACGACUGGGAACAGUUUUCAAGAGAGUCUCUGUUAGGAAUACUAUCUCCCCAUAGAAAAAAAGUUUUAUAAAGAUUUAUCCGCCAUCGACAGCACGGUGCGUUGACGGUUCCGGUCGUGUAUUGAUUAGGGGUCCCCCGCUACAGAGGACUGUCCAGUGUCGCGUGGUCCAUCUUAAGGUAAGCUAGGUAUUGAUUGCGCACCUAUCAUCCAUUGAUACUGUACUAGUGCAUCCACAGAGCUUCGAUACGGUUUUGUUUUUGUUCGUCUUGCUGUUCAUUCGCUGGUCUGGAAUUAUUGAUGCAUUCGGCGACACAAUCGAUGGAUAAGUGUUUUGAAAUGCAGUGAGACGAAUAGAAAGAAAGGAAAAGUGAAAUUUUAAUUACUGACAGAUACAGAAACUACGACAGAUAAAUAAAGCGAUGGAUUAGCUGCUUCAGGACACUAUUCCUCGUCAAGAUGCGUCCCGCGGUAUACGCUAGUGUGGUCCGUAACAGGCACAAGUCCCGCGGGGACCGCACCCAUCGAGCCCAGCCCCAUGGCUUUUCCAUGAGAAGACUGUUAGCCAUGGUAUUUGUAGGUGCUAUUCUCCUGGCUCCAGGCUUGACCUUGACCAUCCUUGGCCUAGAUGAUAGAAAAGAUAAAAAUGAAAGAGUUGCUCAAUCCGAAAGAAUCUUGUAUAAAGUUAUGGGUCCUAUCUCCUGUGCGGUCGGUGGUUUCAUCCUAGUGGCAGCCAUAUUCUACUACUGCUGUUACGGACUGGCCGAUCAGUCAAGACGACACAGACACACUUCAUCUAUCUAUGUUGUUAAUGCUGAUAACGGGGAUUUAGCCUGGUCUAAAUCAAAUACUAGUCAUCAUGGUUUGACGGCUUACUCCAGUGCAAACAGCGAGAGGCCACAUGAAAACCAGAAUCAGUCACAUGACUCUAAAGGCAGACGACAUUCCUCUCACUCCUCCAUGCACCGCCACAACCACCACCACCACCACCAUCACCACGAGACGGAGAAGAAAGAGGCGGGCUUUUCUCAGGACAGGGCUCAAAGGUUGCCGGAAACAAUGGAGAUUAAUAUGGCGACGGAGACUGAAGACGUCACGGUGUCUCGAUGGGAACAAUAGGAUGACGUUACUCCGCCACGUAGCAACAAUCUGAAAACGAACCAAUCGGCAAGCCUCGUAUUGAUACCUCUCAAAUUAUCAGAAGACUGUGUUUUGAGAAAAAAGACUCAUAUUUAUGUAUCUCGUGUGAGGAUUGAAAAGUCGUUUUUAGAAUUAUUGACUACAUAUAUUGUCUACAAAGUGCCCUUGGUAACGAAAACUCGACAUAGCCUUCAGUAUAUGAAGUCCUCGUCUAUGAACCAAAGAAAUGGUGUGUUUUUUAAAAAAAAAGAAGAAAUAUUAUAUGACGAUUGUGGUAUCAACAUUAUCAGAGCGUAUACAUUUGUUUAAUUCCAAAAUGAUUUUAUUGAGUGUCAUGAAAUGUUUUCCUGUACAUUUGCACAUAUCAGUCUUUAAAUUUGUGUAUAUUGAUUUGCAAAGGUAAUCCAGCGUCACCGAACGUAAAAAGAAAUCCUUAUGACUUAAUAUCGUAUUUCAUCUUUGAAAGUAAAUGUGAAAUACAGAGUUACUCGCCUUGACCAUAUGACAGGGAACAUUACCAACUCAUCAAAUCAACAGAACACAUCACAGCACAGCUUUUUGGAGUGUCAUUUUUGGUCUUUUUUUUUGCACUUACAUAUUUAAUUCAAAAACUCAUCUGAAACUUUUGACUGAAUUUGGUUACAAGUAAAGAUUUUAUGUACGAAGACUUGGUGUCACAGUCAAUAAUAGAAAUCGAGGACAACCCCAAUACUUGGUUGUAGGCUUGUAGCUUUGAGAUUAAGCGAAGAUGUCCACUUUUUUGCGUUAAUGUCUUUUGUCAAUAGGAAAUUAUUGUGAGAUUUAACCAUGGAUUCCGGAGAAAGGAGAAUGGUCUCUGUAAUGUAUUGGAGUCGUUAACUGAACAAGACAGAUUAUUCUCUAGAUGUCCAUCGAUCUGACAAAAACUUCCUCGUAAAUUACCAUGUCACAUCCUUGUAUUACCCAAUGACAUUUGUAAAUGCCAGUGUCCUCUAGCGUUGCAGUCUAGUGGCUGUGCACGACAUACAUGUAUAUUGCCUCUUCUUUCAUUGGACACCCGUGAGGAAGAUGUCGAAGACACGUGUGCAUGCUGCAGAAUAAGAUAACUUUUUUUCUUUGGAUCAAACUUCCAUGAAAGAUGUUUGUUUUCUAAUGAAUGGAUGUGCAGCAUGUUUAUUCAUUUAAAGCAAGUCCCAUGAUGUCACAAAUACCACGUGAUUAAAGAUAUUAAAACCACUUGGUAAUCUAGGUGUUUUUGGAGUUCUCCGUGUCAUCACACCAAAUCUUUAAUCUAAUCUAUGUUUGCUGUUCCAUAUUUUUCUUUUUUAAAAACAUGACUGCUUAGCUAUAUUGUUUCUGAGAUUUAUGGGGUGUUUUGGUAACCUUGGUGAAAAAUACGGACUCAUACACUAUAAUCACAAUCAUGGCGUUGUCCUCUACUAUAGUAUACCAUGAAAACAAGUGAACACAUAGAAUUAGAUAAUAGUUAUAUGUACAUUAAGUAAUCGAAGCAUCCGAGGUUUUGCGUGGUGCAAGUGCUGUUUUAUUUUGACACAAUUUUGUACAGUUUUUUAUCAGCUCGCGAAUUAAAUGUUUCACACACGCAAAGUAAUCCUACACGCCCUAUAUAUGCAGACACUUUAUACUGUAUAGCUGAAUAAGAGGUGCGACACAUGCGCGCUGAGAGUUCAUAGUUCGACUUCCGUUGUUGUCACAAGUCAAAUUAAUAUUGUUUCAAGUUCGAUCUUUUUCAAAAACUGCCUUUGUAUGUCAAAAAACCUGAUAUUUUAUUGUGAAUAAAAACACAAAGUGUUCGAUA
This is a messenger RNA of Ostrea edulis (European flat oyster), 2968 nucleotides long. RefSeq lists its product as uncharacterized. Bases 490 to 1149 code for a protein of 219 amino acids. The transcript has 6 exons. NCBI's taxonomy places the organism in Eukaryota, Metazoa, Mollusca, Bivalvia, Ostreida, Ostreidae. The record is from RefSeq and is a predicted model, not a curated record.